This is a messenger RNA of Boeremia exigua, 1003 nucleotides long. RefSeq lists its product as uncharacterized. The transcript has 2 exons. Bases 50 to 1003 code for a protein of 317 amino acids. The record is from RefSeq and is a predicted model, not a curated record. NCBI's taxonomy places the organism in Eukaryota, Fungi, Ascomycota, Dothideomycetes, Pleosporales, Didymellaceae.
AAACAAUCCAAAACACGUCCAAUAGUUUCUCGUCAAACAAACUCACGCGAUGGCCAGUCACAAGGACAAAGCUAAUAACAAGCCUGCUCGCAAAAUGGGAAAGAAGACAGAGAAACGGAAAUACUCUGGCAAUGGUAAACAGACCAAUGACAGAGUCAUAAUCGCAAUGCUGGAGCGACAAAUCAAGAAGGCUCAGAAGCUUGAGAAGGAAAACGCCGCAAUGCUAGAGCGACAAAUCAAGAAGGCUCAGAAGCUUGAGAAGAAAAACGCCGCAAUGCUCAGAGUGGUUCGCAAGCACUACAAAAUGAAGAAGAAGAAGGAGCGUGCUGCCUCACAAGCCGUCAAGAAACUGUAUCGCGACCACUGCCCCGAUAUCCUUCAAAGAAACCAGCAGGAGCUGACCGCUUCGCCCGAGCUUGUCAUGAAUACAACAGAUCUCAUCUCAGAAGCAACUGGACCCGCUCCAGAGGAGAGUUUUUCCUCUGAGACGCAGUCUCUACAGAGCGGACCAGACGACUCAGCGACGGUCUCUGAGGAAGAUCAUAAGGGCGGCAGUGAGGCUCUAGCCAGGGAUGACGCAUACGAUGACAACGAGGAAGACGACACCUCUAGCCUAAGGGACGACAGGUUGAAGUAUUACGCCUUCAAUACUCCUUGCAGUGACGCUGUCCUGAGUCGCGUAGCAACUGCACUCGUCAAAGAGCACAAGCUUACAGAAAGGCCAUCAAACGCCCUACUGUCUGAGAUUCGCAGCUUCGGUCAGACCCUCGAAAAGCAACACCCCAACAGAGUGUUCUGGGCUCCUUCCUACCUCGCCUUCAGAAAACUACACACCCUCAACACCGCUCGUACCGAAGAAAGGAGACCCACGACUUUCAAAUAUACAGGUCUCGCGAGUAUAGUCGAGCACGCCCGCAAGUCGGCCGAUGACUUCAUGGUCGUACUCAAAGACUACGAGAAGAACCAUAUGAAGGACGGCCAAGAGAAGAAAAGCAGCGCUUGA